GGCAUCCUCAAUGAAACAAAAAAUUUCCAAUCCCAAAAAAAAUCAUUGCCUUUUCUUAGCCCACCCUUAUAAUUCUUACUCAUUGUAGUUGUUGCUUAAAGCUUGGCCUCUUCCCUUAUCCUCUCUUUCUCUCUUUGCAGGGAGAAAAGCAAAGAAAACAACAGAGCUGCCAGGUUGAAGGCAAUUCCAAGCAGCUAUAAAACAUAUUGCAAGAAAGGGAAAUAGAAAGAGAAAAGAGAGACCCACCAGGCCACCAAAGUCACUUAAUUGAGGGUCACCUACAGAUCAUGUGUUAGGAGUGAAAAGAAAGGGGGAGGGGUUGGGUAGAUUAAAGAACAUAUAAUCCCACACAUGAUUAUGGAUGGUGAAAAUGGGAUCCGCAGGACAAACUUCCCUCUACAGUUACUAGAAAAUAAGGAACAACAACAAGAACAACCUUGUUCCAACAAUGUUAACGAUGAGACAAGUUCUAAAGCAACCUCGGAAGCAUCCAAGAAACCUCCCCCUAAGAGGACUCCAACCAAGGACAGACACAGCAAGGUGGAAGGCCGUGGCCGCCGCAUCCGCAUGCCUGCCACGUGCGCUGCUAGGGUUUUCCAGUUAACAAGAGAGCUUGGUCACAAAUCAGAUGGUGAAACCAUUGAAUGGCUGCUUCAACAAGCUGAGCCUGCAGUUAUCGCUGCCACGGGAACAGGUACUAUUCCUGCAAAUUUUACGUCCCUUAAUAUUUCACUCAGGAAUUCAGGUUCCAGCAUGUCGGCUUCCCACUUGAGGAAUACUUAUUUCAAUCCAAAUUUUUGUACACAACAAUUGAGGAUGAGAAGUGAGUGGGAAAGGGAUUUGCUUGACGACUCAUCAUCUUCCCAGCAACAAAGGAGGAUUUUAUCAUCAGAGGAUUCAUUAAACUUUCCUGCUAGUAGUAGUAGUGUGAACGCUUUCUUGCAAGCUAAGCAAGAGUUGCGGGACUCUAGUCUGGCUGUCUCGGAGGAGGCGGUUACUAGUAUAGGGAAGAAGAGAAAGCCCGAGCAGCAAGAAUUGUCAGAAAAUCAGAUGGGGAGUUACUUGAUACAAUCAACUAUAGGCUCAAUUCCAUCGAGUCAUAAUCUGAUUCCGACAACGUUUUGGAUGGUGACAAAUCCUAGCAACCAAGCCAUUAGCGGGAGUGGCGCUGGGGAUCCUAUGUGGACAUUUCCUCCAGCUAGUAAUACUAAUAUGUAUAGGGGAACUAUGUCUAGCGGGGUGAACUUUAUGAAUUUUGCUACUCCAAUGGCUCUUCUGCCUGGACAAGAAUCGGGUUCAGGAAUUGCAGCUGGUGGUUCAGUAACCGACAGUCAUUUAGGCGUGGUCGAGGCACUACACCCGUAUAAGCCGAUUCCAGGCUCCAGUGUUUCGGAGUCUCCAGCCAGCAGAUCACAUCAACACCAUGGUGGAGAAGAUAGGCAUGAUUCAACUAGCUAGUGUUCGCCAUGCCUUCAGAGCAAAUUACAAGUGUAUGGCUUAAUCAUGCUUUAUUCUCUUUCACUUAUUUUUAGUAGUACAUAUAUGUGCAAUUUGCAGCUCGGGCUCUAGUUUGAAUGCUAUGAAAUUGAGUGUGAUAUUCGAUUUUGGUGUAGUGAGUAAUGAGAAAUUAAUUCAUUAGCCAGGUUCUGAUAUAUGAGAAUUAAUAUCAUUUUAGCGGUUCUGUUGAGGUCCUUUUUUGGGGCGUGGCUAAACAGUUUGAUAUCAGUGUCGGUUAAUUUGUUAAUAUCUUCAAACAUUACCUCAAGGGAAAGAGACUUGAUACGCAUGCAAUAUUGCAUAGCUAAGUUUCAUUACUACCUUUCAAUUGAUCAGGUUAGGUUUAACAAGCUCGUCAUCAUAGCUCUUCCUCUUUAAUUCUCUCUCCCUCUUUUCUUCCUGUUACUGUUAACAUGAUUAGAGCUUCCCUUGAUUAAUCCUUAACUAAAAUGAUGAGAGUAGUGAUGGCCCUGAUGGGGGCUUUCAGUGUUUUGAGUGCAUUACUUACUGUUCAUCGCUUGGACUGAUCUCUCCGCAAUCUAAAUUGAUGCUAACCUUAUUCUGCACUAUUUCAACCGCUGCCACAGGCGUUUGUGAUUCUUGGUGCCAUUAAAUCAUCAGCAAAAAAAAGUUCAAUCAUGUUUCAAGAAUAGA
This is a messenger RNA of Durio zibethinus, 2151 nucleotides long. The record is from RefSeq and is a predicted model, not a curated record. Lineage: Eukaryota; Viridiplantae; Streptophyta; Magnoliopsida; Malvales; Malvaceae.